This is a messenger RNA of Penaeus indicus, 690 nucleotides long. RefSeq lists its product as uncharacterized. The transcript is spliced from 5 exons. Gene Ontology annotation, biological process: DNA-templated transcription; RNA polymerase I preinitiation complex assembly; transcription elongation by RNA polymerase I. Gene Ontology annotation, cellular component: RNA polymerase I complex. The record is from RefSeq and is a predicted model, not a curated record. Bases 1 to 600 code for a protein of 199 amino acids. Gene Ontology annotation, molecular function: DNA binding. Lineage: Eukaryota; Metazoa; Arthropoda; Malacostraca; Decapoda; Penaeidae.
AUGAUUUUCUAUGCAAUUUUCCUUGAGGACAUAGUGAGAAUGGUAUAUGGUCACAAGCUCCAGCUGCACUUUAAAGUAGUUAAAGUGAUCAUUGGCCCUCUCACCAUAUCCUAUACAAGACCAGCUGAAAUUACAUCAGAUUGUACAUUACUCUUCAGAGAAUUAUUAGCCAGCGCCAAGCUAGAAGAGGAGGAAGAGAAACAACUACGACUGACUUGUGUUGCACUGUAUGUGGAAGUCCUUCUUAAGUUCUUAAGGCUUAAAGAUAGGGAUCUGAAGAAUGCUCUCCAGGAUUGUCCAGCAAAAGUCCGCAACCACAUCUUUCAUAAAUACACGGAGAUGGUAAAUCAGAAAAGGAUUCGAAACCGUGAGGCAGCAGAUCGAGCAAUGGUCUGCCUUCUGAUCCUGGCUUUCAUAGUAAACAAAUAUCAACUGUCUGUGAGUGCAUUACUGCAGUCAAUAAACAUUGAUAGAAACAGGUUAGAGGUUGUGAUGAGGGUGAUAGGAGCUUCACAUAUAUGGAAUGGCAUUUCAUACAAACUUCAGUUGCCUUUAGCUAGAGUGGCCAAGCAAUAUGUAGGGAAGAAACAAAAAAAAUAAUGAAACAUUAAAUAAAAUACCCCAUGGAUUUAUCACUUCUGUGAACAGUUACAGGUUUUUCAAUAUAGAAAAUUUCAAUUCCAAUUCUAA